AUGUUUAUGAUCAAGAACGUCAGCAAAUAUCUCUUUGGAGACGCCUCUAAAGAAGUCAUCGCCGAAAUCCCCCAAGGCCAGCUCUACAUUGUCCGCCCGCUAUCACCCAAAGGGUACUCCGAGCUCAUCUACAAAGACGCCGUUGCGACGAUCAGAAGAACUGGGCAGGAGUUCCAAUACCAGCUAGUCAUUCAACGUGCCUACGAAGAAGGAGAGGAAGAGCUAGCAGAAGACGACGAGGACGCCGCGACCGAGACUCUGGAUAAGGACGAAAAGACUUUCCUUCUCGACGAGAGUUUGCAUUUCAGAUGCGAAAAGAGAUCUGGCGGCGAAUCUGUCCUUGCCUGGCGGGACUUGAGCGGGGAUCCUGGUGAUCUCUACGAAUUCGUCUGUGACACUUCGGUCCAGGAAGAGAAGAUACAGACAUUCCUACUAGCGGCCGUCGACUGCCAGUACGAACGCAAGUACCGAAAAUCCUCCCAAAAUGCAACCGAUGCCGAACUGAAAGAAUUCUACUUCGAAACCGACGACGCCAUUCCCGCUGCUAGCCCCCUCACAGACUCGAUAGACGAAAUGCCCACCUCCAAAGAAUCGGCCGAGCGAAUGGCCAAGGAUGUCCAAACCCCCAAGAAAGCGAAUAUUAGUCAACCACGAGAGCCAACUACAGAGUCAACAGUAGCACCGGUGGCGAAGACUGCACCGAGCUCUGGACAAGUCCUCACAAAACAGAAUGGGGAGUUGCAUCUCUUCGAUUUCAAUUCUGGCACUUUCAUUCUCCAAGAUCCAUCUGUCGUUGCCGUUGUUUCCGACCUUGGGAAAUGGCGAUAUUGGCUGCAAAUUACCAGCUCGGAUGGUAGGGAAUGGCUUGGACAAGAGGUUGUGGCAGACAUCAAUCCGGUCUUCAACUUCGAAUAUCUGUCGGUCAUCUUCAAUCACUACACCGAUGAUGGAUCUGCAUACUCCUGGCUUCUGCGCUUCCCUAAUCAAUCAGUGCUCGAACAAUUCCAAGAAGGGAUCAUGCAAGCACUAUGGGAACAGCUGAAUGAGAUGAAAUGGUCAAAAGUCCAGGACCCUGAUCGUGAAUACGUGUUUGAAGCCUUCAAUGAUAUAACGCUGGACGACGCGGGUGAAGCGGAGGAGGAAGAGGGCGAAGAAGAAGACGAAGACGAGGAAGAGUCUGAGGGUGGGCAGCAAAGUGAACACUACGACACAGACGAGUCAGAGGAUGAUGUCGAGCUGGAUGACAAGGAUGGAAACGUCAAUUCGCAGUUGGCCGUGGGUACGAAGCACGAUCGAUCAUUCGUUAUCCGAGGCUCCAAGAUUGGUGUUUUCAAGCAUCUGCCAAAUCGACAUCUUGAGUUCACAACCAACAUCUCCAAAGUUGAGACGCCGAAGGGACGCAUAUUCUCACCAAACAAAGUGAUGCUGCAUUCUGAGGACCAAAACAUGAUCCUCCAAGACGCCGACAAUCCCAACUCCCUCUUCCGCAUGGAUCUCGAAUAUGGCAAAGUUGUCGACGAAUGGAAGGUUCAUGAUGAUAUACCCGUGAUCAACUUUGCCCCAGAAACGAAAUUCGCCCAACGUACGUCGGCGCAGCCAUUUAUUGGUCACAGCAAGAAUGCCAUCUUCCGGAUAGAUCCUCGCGUCGCUGGCAACAAACUUGUGGAAAGUCAACUAAAGCAAUACAUGUCAAAGAACGACUUCUCUGCUGCAGCGACAACCGAGAAAGGUCAUAUCGCAGUGGCAUCGAACAAGGGAGACGUUCGCCUCUUCGACCGAUUGGGUGUCAACGCCAAAACUCACAUUCCUGCUCUCGGUGAAUCGAUAAUUGGUCUCGAUGUCAGCGCCGAUGGUCGAUGGAUUCUUGCAACCUGUCGCACGUAUCUCCUCCUCAUCGACUCUCUCCAGAAAGACGGCAAGAACGAGGGCAAACUCGGCUUUGAGAGGUCUUUUGCGAAGGACAGCAAGCCUCAGCCACGACGACUUGGCCUCAGCCCUAGUCACGUGGCCCAAUUCCAACACGAGACGGGCGCUCCUCUGUCGUUCACGCCCGCGAAAUUCAACACUGGUCUAGACAGCAGUGAAACGAGCAUCAUCACCUCGACGGGACCUUUUCUUGUCACCUGGAGCCUUAAGAAGGUCCUUGCUGGCAGUAAGGACCCGUACCAGAUCAAGCGCUAUACUGCGCAGGUCAUGGCCGACAACUUCGAGUUCGGGUCCGACAAGAACGUCAUCCUCGCUUUGCCCAACGAAGUCGACAUGGUCAGCCGGCGGAGCUUCAAGAAGCCGACCAGGGAGAGCAUUGCAGGACCGCCCGCCAGGAUCAGUGGAGGCCUCGUCACACCUAGACGCAGUGGCAGACAAAGCCACUUGAGAAACGAGAUCGUCAAUAGUCCUUACUAA
Capronia coronata CBS 617.96 is the source of this 2403-nucleotide messenger RNA. RefSeq lists its product as uncharacterized. The record is from RefSeq and is a predicted model, not a curated record. The coding region runs from base 1 to 2403 and encodes 800 amino acids. NCBI's taxonomy places the organism in Eukaryota, Fungi, Ascomycota, Eurotiomycetes, Chaetothyriales, Herpotrichiellaceae. The transcript has 2 exons. Gene Ontology annotation, cellular component: cytoplasm; nucleus.